CCAAUGACUGGUGGGAUAGACUCCAGCCUCCUGUGACCCUUAACUGGAAUAAACGGGUUUAGAAAAUGGAUUUAAGUCUGUAAACAUUUCAGCAGCCUCUUAUCAGCUUGUAAAGCCUCAGGCCAGUGACACCAAACUCGUUCCAGAAAGGAAUGUGUUUCAACCAAUCACAUUUUCACUGAAUGAUGACUCAAAGAGCAAAUGAUCACAUAUAUUAUGCACGUUAGCUGGUGUGUUUGUAAAAGAAACCCAAGGCAGGAGACUCUCCACAGACGAGGAUUUACAGAUGAACUGCACAAUGCUGCCAGAACAAAGGACAUGUGAAGAUGCAAAAGAAGUCCUCUCAGCCGUCCUCCACAGCACCACAGUUGCUGAUAAAAUGGCCUUCUAUGAUAAAUGGGCAGACACCUAUGAUCAGGAUGUAGGUGCUCUGGACUACCUCCCACCAAACGAAGCAACAAAGUGCAUCACCUCUCAUUUUGCAGGGGACCGUGGAUCAGCUGCCAUAUUGGAUUUGGCCUGUGGCACAGGAUUGAUGGCCAAGCAGUUGAAAGAAGGGUUUUUGAAUUUUGUGGGUAUUGACGGAAGCCCAGGGAUGUUGGAACAGGCCAAAGAGUCAGGAUUGUAUCAAGAACUCAAGCAAUGCAUUUUGGGAGAGCAGCCACUACCUGUCAAAAGAGAAUCCUUUGACGUGGUUGUGAUGUGCGGAGCUCUGUGCGUCGGUCACGUUCCUGUCCAUGUGGUCAGAGACCUGUUUGACCCCUGUAAAAAAGGUGGGUUCGUCUGCUUGACGUGCAGAAAAGACUCUGGCAAUGUGGAAUACAAAGCUGAACUUGAGCGUGAGCUGAAGCGACUGGAGAAUGAGGGGCUCUGCAGCUGUGUGACGAUCACUGAGGUGGACCGCUGGAUGAAAGCUGGCAAGCAGGGGCAGGACGGUUACCUAUCUGGUUCUGUGUACCUGUACAAGAAACUGUAGCAAAUCACACCACAGUGAAUAUGACAUUAUGUCAAACCAGCUGUACAUACAUCUCAUUUAUUGUAAGACAAAAUCAUCCUCUGAUCAUUUGAUAUAAAAUGUAAAAUUUGAACUAUAAUCUUCACGCAAAAUUAAAAUCUUUGGCACGGUUCAACAACUUUUCAUGCCCUUGGCAAAU
Messenger RNA from Thalassophryne amazonica, 1154 nucleotides. Its product is annotated as methyltransferase-like protein 27. The record is from RefSeq and is a predicted model, not a curated record. The transcript has 6 exons. The coding region runs from base 287 to 976 and encodes 229 amino acids. Gene Ontology annotation, molecular function: S-adenosylmethionine-dependent methyltransferase activity. NCBI's taxonomy places the organism in Eukaryota, Metazoa, Chordata, Actinopteri, Batrachoidiformes, Batrachoididae.